CGUGUGCUUGGGGAAGCAAGCUCUGGCCCGCCGUCGUAGGCGCGCUCUUUCUCUCCCUUCUCCCUGCGGAUCCGCGUUUGCGCCGGACGCGUCUCGUGUACUCCCUGCACCCUCCCGCAGGAGAUGCUGAGCUGAGAGACGCCUUUCUUGGCCAGGCAGCGGCGGCGGCGGCGGCGGCGGUUUCAUUCUUCAUCUUAGCAACAGCGGCAGCCACCGCCGCCUCCUCGAGCCCGGCGGAUCCGAGUGGCAGCAGGUAGCCGCCGGGCGGAGUAACCAUGGCCAAGACCCGCAAGGAGAGGAACAGCUGGGGUGGGUUUUCGGAAAAAAGCUAUGAAUGGAGCUCAGAAGAGGAAGAGUCUGGUGGGAAGGCCCACCCGGUACAAGUGCUCAUUGUGAAGGAUGACCACUCCUUUGAGCUGGACGAAGCUGCUCUCAACCGCAUCUUGCUCUCCAAAGCUGUCUGUGAUCGGGAGGUGGUGGCUGUGUCCGUGGCCGGGGCUUUUCGGAAGGGAAAAUCGUUCUUGAUGGACUUCAUGCUGAGAUACAUGCACAACAUGGAGUUGGUUGAUUGGAUUGGGGAUUUUAAUGAACCACUCACAGGAUUUUCUUGGAGAGGUGGAUCUGAACGGGAGACAACUGGCAUCCAGAUUUGGAGUGAAAUCUUUCUUGUGGACAAGCCAGAUGGGAACAAGGUUGCUGUACUUCUAAUGGAUACUCAGGGCACCUUCGACAGCCAGUCAACACUGCGAGAUUCAGCCACUGUCUUUGCUCUGAGCACCAUGAUCAGCUCCAUCCAGGUGUACAAUUUGUCACAGAAUGUACAAGAGGAUGAUCUUCAGCACUUGCAGCUCUUCACAGAAUAUGGAAGGCUAGCCAUGGAAGAAACGUUCCUGAAGCCGUUUCAGUCUCUUAUUUUCCUUGUUCGUGACUGGAGUUUUCCCUAUGAAUUUGCUUACGGGGCUGAAGGUGGAGCCAAAUUUUUGGAAAAACGCCUCAAGGUUUCUGGAAACCAGCAUGAAGAGCUGCAAAAUGUGCGGAAGCAUAUACACUCCUGCUUCACCAACAUCUCCUGUUUCCUUUUACCUCAUCCGGGUUUGAAAGUAGCUACAAAUCCCAAUUUUGAUGGGAAACUUAGAGAAAUAGAUGAUGAUUUCAUCAAAAACUUGAAAAUCCUGAUUCCAUGGCUAUUGAGCCCCAAGAGCCUGGAUGUCAAGGAGAUCAACGGAAAUAAGAUCACCUGCCGAGGCCUUGUGGAAUAUUUCAAGGCCUAUAUUAAGAUCUACCAAGGAGAAGAGCUCCCUCAUCCAAAAUCAAUGUUGCAGGCCACUGCAGAAGCAAACAAUCUGGCAGCUGUUGCCACUGCAAAAGAUACUUACAACAAACGAAUGGAAGAGGUGUGUGGAGGUGACAAACCUUUUCUUGCUCCCAGUGACCUUCAGAAUAAACACCUGGAACUCAAGGAAGAGGCAGUGCGGCAAUUCCGUAGUGUGAAAAAGAUGGGGGGUGAAGAAUUCAGCCGUCGCUACCUCCAGCAAUUGGAGGCAGAAAUUGACGAGCUCUAUGUCCAGUAUAUCAAGCACAAUGACAGCAAGAACAUCUUCCAUGCUGCUCGCACCCCAGCCACCCUGUUUGUUGUCAUCUUCAUCACUUACGUCAUUGCUGGUGUCACAGGCUUCAUUGGAUUGGACAUCAUAGCCAGUCUCUGCAAUAUGAUCAUGGGGCUAACUCUGAUCACCCUUUGCACAUGGGCAUACAUCAGAUACUCCGGGGAGUACAGGGAGCUGGGGGCUGUCAUAGACCAAGUGGCAGCAGCACUCUGGGACCAGGGCAACACAAAUGAGGCUUUGUAUAAACUUUACAGCGCAGCUGCCACACACAGACAUUUGUACCAUCAUGCUUUCCCUACGGCCCAGAAAGUGGAGCCCAAGGAAGAGACAGAAAAGAAGAGUGUGUAAUCCAGAUGCUUUCCACAGAGAUGCAAGAAAUACAUCAUUAAAACACAUUAAUCACUUCUGCAUCCAUGUACCAAUCUCUGGCACUCCUCAAAACGGAAGAUAGAGAAAAAUGGUAACUCAUUCACAUGCACCAAUGGCUUAAGUGUGGCUGCUUUAAUUUGGACAGUGCCCUGCUUGAGAGCGGAUGAAUCAGCAUGACUGUCAUUUUCUUUUAAAAAAGGAGGCAGUGACUUAAUUUUGCUGCAGACUCAGGUCUCUUUGGUUCUCUAGAAAUUGCUGUUACUUUCAGAUCUUUUUAAGAGCAUAAGGCCAGAGCCGGAGAUACUAAUUGUUUCUCCUUUCACACCAGAUUUUUUUUCCUUUCAGCUGAGCCAUGCCAUCCCAAAGGAGCAAAUUGGGAUGUAGCAGCAAUGCAGCUGACGAUCAUGUACACAACUGCUUGUGUGGGCUUCUCUGAAUCUGAGUCCCUUGAGUCAUUAAGACCACUUUAGGCUUUCUAGGAGAAAAAAAAAUAAAAGACUCUUGAGUCAGAAUCAACUCCUGGUAACUUCACGGACACAUCCAUGCAGUUUGAUGAAGAGAAGUAUGCAAAUUAAAUCUUUAUGUGCACUUGGGAGGAUUUUGUGAGGAAAACCUGAUGAAUAAAAGUAAUGGUCUACCUGUAAUCUCUACACUUAUUUAAGUGGGGUUAUCCUAACAUUGCCCAAUGUACACCUAAAGGUUUUGAUAGGCACACUUUUCUUCGUACAGCUUAUUCACUUGCCUUCUCUGAAGUUGCAGAAAUUUCUUUUGCUAUGAUAUGUUAAAGAGAUGGAAAAGCCUUUUUUAACAUGUCUUUGAAAAUUCCACUGUAUAUAUAUAUAUUUGUUUAGUGCAUAAAGAGUGUUC
Molecule: messenger RNA, 2843 nt
Organism: Notechis scutatus (mainland tiger snake)
Lineage: Eukaryota; Metazoa; Chordata; Lepidosauria; Squamata; Elapidae
Gene: ATL1
Product: atlastin GTPase 1
Molecular function (GO): GTPase activity; GTP binding
Source: RefSeq, a predicted model, not a curated record